This is a messenger RNA of Bolinopsis microptera, 1278 nucleotides long. Its product is annotated as tetratricopeptide repeat protein 4-like. Gene Ontology annotation, cellular component: nucleus; cytosol. Bases 24 to 1181 code for a protein of 385 amino acids. Gene Ontology annotation, molecular function: Hsp70 protein binding; Hsp90 protein binding. Gene Ontology annotation, biological process: protein folding. The record is from RefSeq and is a predicted model, not a curated record. NCBI's taxonomy places the organism in Eukaryota, Metazoa, Ctenophora, Tentaculata, Lobata, Bolinopsidae. The transcript has 9 exons.
CAUCUAUUUAGGAUCUUGAAGCAAUGUUUGACGAUGAAUGCGAACUUACAAAUGAGGAAAUCCUCGAGCUUAUGGAGAAACCAAACCCACAUGGGCUGGAGCCUUUCGGGCCAGACUGGGAGAAGGAGAUGGACAUGCAUCCUUUGUUUAUGGAUGAUGUACCUCAAGAAGUUAUUGAUGGAACAUUCGAGAGAACAAAGUGGCCAGUAUUAGCAUCUCAUCUUGACAUGAUGUACGAUGAUGAUGAAGAUUUGGAGUAUACUGCAACAUGUUACAAAGAUGAUGGAAAUGUUGAGUACAAAAAGGGAACUAAAGAAGGCUUCAUAAAAGCUAUCAUCUCUUAUACAGAAGGAUUGAAAAAGAACUGUGUCAACGAAGAGCUGAAUUCACAAUUAUAUUGCAACCGAGCUGCAGCUCAGUUUUCUAUUGGAAAUUACAGGAGAGCUACUCAAGAUUGCGAGAAAGCAUUAGAGCAGAACCCAACUUACGUGAAGGCAAUUACUCGUGCAGCUCAAGCUCAACUCAAGUUAGGUAACAGGACAGCUGCGAUUGCUUGGUGCGACAAGGCUUUAGCGAUUGACAAGCACAGUAAAGUCAUUAUAGAGAUGAAAGUCAAAGCUUUACAGAAACUGAAGGAAGACGAACGCAACGCAAGGAAACGUGCGGCCCAAGAAGCAAAGGAACAACGGAAAAACACAAUAUUACUCGAGGCCUUUCGACUGAGGAAUCUUAAUCUAUUUUUACCAGAGGAGGAUGACGAGGAAACAGCAGAGGAGCGGGACGCGCGCCUCCUGGACAGUUUGAAAUGCACGUCACACGGUCACGUGACCCUUAACGAGGAGGGACAGUUAGUCUGGCCUGUCAGACUCCUGUACCCUGAGCACGCCACCAGUGACGUCAUCCGGCAGUUCUCGGAGGUAAAUAGUUUAUCAGACCAUCUGUCCUACAUGUUCCCGCCUGGUGGUGACAGCCCGGAAUGGGACCCUGACAGAGAAUACACGCUUCCUAAACUGUGUGCUAUUUACCACGCUGGAAAUGACAGAGUGGAAAUGGACAAGGAAACAAGCCUACUGGAGCUACUGACAAAACACAACAUUCAGAUAAUCACUGGAGUGCCUACAUUCGAGAUCUACGUCAAGGGUUCGGACUCUUACACUAAGAACGUUUUGUCAGGCAGCUGAUGAUUGGAACUUCAUGAGAAUUCUUUGUAGCUUAAGUUAUUUUUUCUAAUAGUUUGUUUAAAAUGUAAAGGGAUAAAUAAUUUGAUUGCGAAAUGUA